Messenger RNA from Ramularia collo-cygni, 4017 nucleotides. RefSeq lists its product as uncharacterized. Gene Ontology annotation, molecular function: 3'-5'-RNA exonuclease activity; RNA binding. The record is from RefSeq and is a predicted model, not a curated record. Lineage: Eukaryota; Fungi; Ascomycota; Dothideomycetes; Mycosphaerellales; Mycosphaerellaceae. The transcript has a single exon. Gene Ontology annotation, cellular component: P-body; exosome (RNase complex). The coding region runs from base 1 to 4017 and encodes 1338 amino acids. Gene Ontology annotation, biological process: mRNA catabolic process.
AUGCUGGCGUCACGAUGUGGUUACAUGUGUCGCAGUUGCCGUGCCAGGACGCAAAGUGUGCUGCAGUACGAACAGCGCAGGGGAUUGAAUGAUGGACGAAGACCGCCGGUCGGAAAUCGAGUGCUGGCCCAGGAAGCGGAGGUGCGGCAGCAUAAGGGGAAGACGGCACGCAAGAGGAGGCAGAGAAAAAAAGCAAGCUAUAGGGGUCAAGACACCUUGGUCAAAUAUGAUUUCAAGCCCGACCUGAGACACCACGUCAGCCCUGACCGCCCCGAGAAAUUUCAUUUCACGGAAAACGAACGUUCCACUAACCCAGUGGGUCGUAUUCCACACGAGGCGCCAAGCGUGGAGAGUGCAGAGGCGGCGGCAGAAGGGGUGGAUGUCAAGCAUGACGCCGUCGUGAGGUAUGAGCCAGUGGGUCGUAUCCCACACGAGGCGCCAGGUGCGGAGAGUGCAGAGGCGGCGGCAGGCGGCGUGGAUAUCAAGCAUGACGCCGUCGUGAGAUAUGUCACGCAAUAUCGGCAAUCCGCUGAGCCAGUGGGUCGUAUUCCACACGAGGCGCCAGGUGCGGAGAGUGCAGAGGCGGCGGCAGGCGGCGUGGAUGUCUCGCACGAUGGUUUUGCAAAUAUGCUCGACGACAUGGUGGAGCUGGCGGGAGCAGAGGUCAAGAUAAAGACAAGAGAAUCUGCAAUCGAACCUCGCACAACACCCCAAGGCACUCCCAGCAACCCUCUCCUCUUUACUCCGUCGAAAACGAUGCCGCGCCAACAACCAUCAGCCGUCCCCACGUUUGCGUGGCAAAAGACGUCCAUGUCGACCUUGAUACCGGAUGCCCGUCAGUUCAAUGGUCUUUGCGCUCGUAUGCUACAUACCUCACAACUAAGACAUCAACAUGCGGAAGCAGCAGCAUCCGAGACAAAGUCUGCAUUUGACAGUCUCCGUCUAGCAACCAAUCUUCCUCCUGCUGGCGGAAUUCGGGCCCAUCUUCGCAAAUGGCAGGAACUUCAUGGUAAUGAAGACGAUCCAAUUCCCGCUAUUCCACAAGAUGACGUUGCAUUGGGCGAUGCUCCCUACAACGACUUUCAGCGCCUUCCAGACGAGGCUUGUAUGCGUCUCCAGGCACAACAAGACGAGAACGAAAUGGAACAGGAAAUAGCAUCAGGCUUUGUUGCUGCGACAGGUAAGGAGGGUUACGAUCGAGGCAACGCUGUUGAAGACGCCCGUUUCCUCAGCCCCGGUGACCUAGUCGAGAUUGAUUUCACACGCAGCGAGCGAGAAAGUAUCCUCGCCGUCUUCAUCAGACCCGUUGGCCUCAUUGGCAACUACGCCCAAUUUCUGACUAUGCAAGGCAAAUGGUUGCAUCAAUCCGAACGUUUGGUUCAAUACCAUCUCAAAGGCUUCGCUGACACUGCCACUCUGAACGCCAUCAUUCCCCAUCUGCCCAACCCCGAGAGCAUGGCCGAUCUCCAGGCACUUGCAGACAAAGCGUACACGGAAGAUCUUUCUGUACCGAGGGAAGUUUCUGCGCCUCUCAUCGCGAAAAUGGUGAAAUUUUACGACGACAGCCAAGAGAUUUACCGUCUCCACGCCAAUGCUCUGGACGACGCCCAUCGUAUCCUCGCACACGACACUGACUUGUGGUAUGGCACUUUGACAACCGCUGCUACCACUCUUUUGAAGAUGCCAGCAGCUUCUCUACCCAAGGCUGCCCUAUUCGCAGUCCGCAGAGCCCUGGUACACGCCGGGUUUGCCUUCAACAUGGACCGCCGCUCGCACCGUCAGACAGGAUACUUCCAAAUCCGAAGCAAGGCUCAAGUAAAGAACGUCGAGCAAGUGCGUCAUUGGGUGCGACAAUGGCAGGAUGAUCUGGCCAAAACCGCAGCCAUGUCCGAGCAAGCAAAGAAGUACCACUCACCUAGCAAAGGCGCCUCAUAUGUCUACAGCUUCGUUGAAAAAGCAAAGGUCAUUGCAAUGAAGAGUCGAGAAACCCGUCAGCCAACCGAAUGCCACAACAUCGGGAUUAGCAAGACUCGCAUCCCGUUGACCAACGACACCGACUGCGUCAAAAUCACUACGGGGAAUGAGUUCACCGAAGAAGAGCAGGAAAUUCUGCGUUUCAUGGAAUCAUGGGCUUGCACGAGCCUGUUCGUCGGUCUGAACCGUAUCGAGAGCCUUCCACCACUCAUCCUCCACGCAACAGGCCUUUAUCCAGAUGCUUCACUCGCCAAAUCAACUGGCUACAUGUUUCUGCAGGAGUUAGGAACUCUGUUGCCAUAUGAGAAUCGCAUACGAUUCGAUCAACAUCUUCUCCUCCCCAGCUCUCAACACAGCAAACCUCUGCAAAACCUCAUGGCCAAGCUGAUGGAUAUGCGAGACUCCCACAAUUUCCAAGACUCCAUGGCUGGCCUACGUCACGACUGGAAGGAUCUUCCCGUUUACUGCAUCGAUGGUGCCGAUGCCCAUGAGAUCGACGAUGGCAUUUCUCUCGAGCCAGCAGGCAAGAACCAGCACUGGGUUCACGUUCAUAUUGCCAAUCCCACCGCGUUUUUCGAUCGUGAUCAUCCGCUGGCGAAAAUGGCCCGACACAUGGGUGAAACCAUCUACAUGCCGGAGAGAACGUACAUGAUGCUUCCCCGCUGGGCAACCCAACGCCAUUUCUCUCUAGCACCCAAUCGUCCAUGUCUCACCUUUUCCGCCAAGUUGGAUGCAGACGGCAAGACUCUCGAGCAGAAAAUCACCCCGGGUAUCAUCCGAAAUGUAAUCUCACUGACCCCUAGCGAGAUUGAGACCUUGAUUGGCGACGACUCCCUGGAAGCCAAACAUCCCAUGCAGACCUUCUCCGUCGGUGGCACACCUCCUCCUCCCCGAGCACGCAAGUCCCAAGUUCCGGACAUGCAGUCAUUUCACGUUGCCCAGCUCAACACCCUGAACGAAUUAGCUGGGCGUCGUGCGGGGAUCCGCAAGGCCGCGGGAGGCCUGUUCUUUGAUUCUCACAGAGUUGAGGUCAAUGUCUGGCAAAAUUACAAGCACACCGGUCUAGCUUGGGACCAUCCACACCGGAGAGGUUCCCGGACUGUAGAAGGAGAUCCAAUCAUUCAGCUCAAAACCCGWGCCUUGUCCAACUGGUUCGCCCCUUCUGCGAAUGCGGUCGAUGUCCUCGUCCGAGAAUUCAUGUUGCUAGCCUGUGAGAUUUCUGCUUCUUGGUGUGCAGAGAGGGACAUCCCAAUCAUUUAUCGCGGAACCACAUCUACACCAGAAAAGCGGGUUGAGCGAGAGAGGUUCAUGAAGGAAGAAAUCGAACCCAACACAGCUGCUGAUGGGACAUACCCCAUGUGGCUCGGCGUGCAAUAUCUUCAGACAAUCGGCUUCACAGCUCUUCGCACCGAACCUAUCAAGCACGGAUUCUUGGGAAUGGAACACUACAGCAAAGCGACCUCCCCGCUCCGAAGAUACGGAGAUAUGAUUCUUCACUGGCAAAUUGAAGCUGCUCUACGGCAUGAGGCCUCGACGGGGCAGAGUUUGGCGGUCAGCAAACGCGGAUCUGGCGGACAGAGAGGUCUCCAGCUACCAUUCAGCAGAGCCGCCCUCCAAAAUAUAAUGGUCGGUCUACAACCCCGCGAAAGUAUCGUUUCCCGCUCACAGGCCUACACCGAAACAUUUUGGAUUGCAAUGCUUCUUUUCCGGAAACACCAUUUUAACGAAGAUGGCGGGCUCGCAGGAUUUCCAACCCGAGAAGUCGCGGUUGAAGAUCCUGGUCAAAAGGGAGAAACGAGGAUGGCUACGGUGCCGAUUUUCAAAGCUUUUGUCGCUAAUCGGCCGGAUCCUCAUGGCGGGGCACCGCUUGUUUCUUGCCUUUUGGUGGAGUUUAACGUCACUGCUAGUAUGAUUCCUAGUGUUCUGCCCGGAAUGGAGGUGAAGUUGGGCGAUUUGUGGGAGGUUAGGAUGGAGAAGGUGGAUGUGUUCCAUAAGUUGGUGAUUGUGAGGGCCGUCAGUUUGGUGAAGAGAGAGGCGAUGUAG